AUGUCCGGGUCUCAGGAGCUGCCCUUCCGGCUCCACGAGUACGCCUGGUGGAACUUGAUCGACCUCGGGGAGAUGUACGUCACGCUGCAGGCGGUCGGAUGGGAGGUGAUGGGAUUGGGAAGGAAGACGCCUCCGGUGGACGACAAAGAGAUUGCGGAGAGGAUUGCCAACGAAGUGUUCAAGCUUAUCUUGGCCAUGAAGUACCGGUAUCCGGCCAAAGCGCUGAAGAUCCUGGCCUUUCUGGAAGUGGGCGACAAGAGGACGCUGCGGCUGCUGGUGCGAAGCGUGCCGCGGGCGAUCUCCUAUCUGAACCCACAGGCUGCUGCGGAGACCAUCAUGGCCUGCGCGAAGCUGGACAUCCAGCCGGAGGACGUGUUCCACCGGGUGCAGGGCUGGAGGAUAUACCUGGUGCUGAUGAAGAAGCUGCUGCCGGACAUCGGCUCGCUGACGCCGAAGAUGACCUGCGACGUGGUGGCGGCCAUCGCCAAGGCAGGCCAGCGAGAGUACCAGUUCGUCCACCACGUGGAGGCGGCGGUGGAGCAGCGACCCUUCAAGUUCCAUGCGGAGCACCUGGUCUCGCUGCUGCGGGACUUUGCAAUCCUGAAGCAGCCCUGCCCUCUUCUGCGGCGGCAGCUUCUCACGCGGGGCCACGAGCUCUCUGAGUGCACCCCGAGCGGUUUGUGUGCCCUGCCCGAAGCGCUGGCUGGGCAUCCGGCGCUGCCUGGCGCGGAAGGAGAAGAUGCCAAGGAGCAGUUGCUGGAAAAGGCAGCCGAGCUCUUGUGCAAGCCUGGGGCGUAUCGACUGCCCUCCGACGGACGUGCCUUUCGGUCCAAGGACGAUUUCUGGUGGGAGCAGAUGAGGCAGCGGCACUUCCGGCUCCGGCGCAAGGCCAAGGACCGGGGCCACAGCGUGGCACCAGCGCCCGAAGAAGAGGACGAGGAGGCUGUGCAGCCGGCGGUGGCGCAUGUGACCCGCCAGGAGUGCCUCCAGCUGCUCACCGGCUGUGCGAAGCUGGACUGGCGCCACGAGCCGCUGCUGGAGGGCUGUGCGGCCUGGCUGUGCCAGGGCCGGCGCCACGCUGAGCUUGAUCCCAGCGAGGUGGCGGAUUUGCUGUGGAGCUACUCCGUGCUGGGCUUCACUCGGCCGCUGCUGCGGGCGGCGCUGGAGCACGCCCUUUGGCCAGGGGGUUAG
Messenger RNA from Effrenium voratum, 1191 nucleotides. The record is from the annotation of a GenBank genome assembly. Lineage: Eukaryota; Dinophyceae; Suessiales; Symbiodiniaceae.